GUCUUCUAACUCUAGAGAGUGUGACAGAUGAGCACGCUGUUGACAAGAUUAAGGUGGCUUCAGCAUUCUUCGUUCUUAGAGUUGAAAGCCUUUGUCUUUCUUUGGUUUCAAGCUAGUUGGCUUCUGUCACGAGAACUCUCAGUUCCUUUCGAAUACAUGACUUGAGUUCCUCUAUAUCAGGCUUCAAUGUUGCGGUCCUUCUCCAGUAUCCUUGCAAGUGUAUAUUGUCUUCCUUGUGGUUGAAUGUAUUUAUGGCGAAUACGAACAGAGAGAUUGACGAUGUAGUGUCUCAGCUUUAAUGAAAGUGCAAGGUACAUGCUAUGCGUCUCAUCAGUUUGAGGUUUGAAACUCUUUAGCUUCUCGUUUACGAAGUUGUCAGUUCUCGAUGAUUCAUUGCUGGAACGAAUAAAAAUAGCCUUUGGGAGCAUAGGAGCAGUUUCAUCGCAUCUUUCUCUCCGAUUUGAAUCGUCCGUCGGGACGAGAACAAUUUAUAUUUGCUCCGACCAGCAAAAACAGUUGUAUUUUUCGAAGAAUUUUACAGGUUCGAGGUUCCCUUCUGCCGACGAAGAUCCAAGUCCUCUGAGAAGUUCUUGAGACCCACAACAAGUCUGCAAUACUUUUCCAAGGAUUUCCGGUUGCCGAAUUCUACGAUGAAACUGCGACUCUGUGCUUAGCAGUCAUGAACGAUCUGCUGGCAAGAGUGUUCUCCAGACGAGAUGUCGUACCAGAUGAUGUCGAGAGAGGACCCGCAGCGUUUGCAAUGGAGGAAGGCACAAGUUCGGAAGCAGGGGAUGAGCUGUCAGGCUUCUUUCAGGAGGUCGAUACGCUCAAGAAGGAAAUGGCAAGAGUCCGAGAUCUUCUGACAAAAUUGCAGGACGCACACGAGGAGAGCAAAACUGCACGGCACACACCGGCCCUACAAGAGCUGAGAGAUCGGAUCAACGAAGACAUCGGCGAGGUGACCAAGACCUCCAGACUCAUAAAGCAGGGCCUGGAGGAUCUCAACAAAAGCAACGCUGCCAGUCGCGAGAUCAAAGGGUGCGAGAAAGGCAGCUCCACCGAUCGGACGAGGAUCCAGCUCACUAACAGCUUGACGGAAUCGCUGAAGGAUUUGAUGCAUGAUUUCGGCACUUUGCGCACCAGGAUCGUCGGAGAGUACCGCGAAAUCAUCGGACGGAGCUACUACACAGUCACAGGCCAGAGGGCCGAUGAGACCACGAUCGAUCGCAUGGUCGAGAGCGGAGAGAGCGAGACCUUCAUCCAGAGAGCCAUACAAGAGCAGGGCAAGGGUGAAGUGAUCGACAGUCUGCGCGAUAUCCAAGAGCAGCACGAGGCUGUCAAGGACAUCGAGAGGAAUCUACAAGAACUAAACCAAAUCUUCGUGGACCUCUCGGUGCUCGUCGAGGCACAAGGGGCACUCGUGAAUGACAUCCAGACCAACGUCGAACGAGCAGAUUCCUACACCAAACGAGCUGCUGUGCAUCUGCAGGUCGCCAAGACUCAUCAGAGGAAAAACCGGCUCUGGAUGUGCGCCGGGGUGUCUGUCAUGCUCAUCGCCGCUGGAGUUGUGGCUGCCAUCAUUGCAACGGCAAAGUGAAACUCUUUGUCCCCUGGGUCCCAUGACCUCCAGUCCUACAUCCGCUGUUCUUUCAGCCAAUUUCUUCUGACAGUAUUUUCGACUACUAUCAUUCGAAACCAGGCCCCAAUUUGAACCAGGGCACCCCCACCCAUCUUCAGUUUGGAAUCAGAGUCUCAGAGAUAAAAUUAGCCAGGGCUUCAUUGAUUCACGACAGAUUUCCUGUUCUUCAUUACACUCCAGAGUUUCUACAUCUCAAAGAGGAGUGAGUAUCUGUACAAGCUCCUGCACCCGAGGAGGAGGAGGAGUAGAAGUAUCUGAUCCCUUUGUACAAAUUUAGUAGUGAGGCAAACUGGCGUUGAUGGCAAUACCUUUUACAAUCUAUUUAACAUGGAAAGAAAUCAAGAAUUAAAUUCUUUCAUCU
Molecule: messenger RNA, 2000 nt
Organism: Marchantia polymorpha subsp. ruderalis
Lineage: Eukaryota; Viridiplantae; Streptophyta; Marchantiopsida; Marchantiales; Marchantiaceae
Source: the annotation of a GenBank genome assembly